Molecule: messenger RNA, 2517 nt
Organism: Cyprinus carpio (common carp)
Lineage: Eukaryota; Metazoa; Chordata; Actinopteri; Cypriniformes; Cyprinidae
Product: endophilin-A2-like
Biological process (GO): synaptic vesicle uncoating
Cellular component (GO): presynapse; cytoplasm; glutamatergic synapse
Molecular function (GO): protein binding
Source: RefSeq, a predicted model, not a curated record
AGCGUUCUAGUUGCGUCGCGUCGCAGUGUAGAUGCAGGAUCAAACUCUCUCUGACCGAUCAGGAAGAAGAGAUUGCGAGAGUUUUGUUUCACAGUUCUCUAGAAGCCUAGAGUUUUGUUUUUAAAUAUUGGGUGAAUUCAACUAAAUCUUAAGUUGUUAAAGCGAAAGGAUCCGACGCAAAGAUGUCUGUUGCCGGACUAAAGAAACAGUUUUAUAAAGCGAGUCAGUUGAUGAGUGAGAAGGUGGGAGGUGCAGAAGGAACCAAACUGGAUGAGGACUUCAAAGACCUUGAGAGGAAAGCUGACGUCACCAGCAAAGCCAUAUCAGAUGUGCUCUGCAAAACUACCGAAUACCUGCAGCCUAACCCAGCAUCACGAGCGAGGCUGACCAUGUUGAACACCAUGUCUAAAAUGCGCGGACAGGUGAACAGCCCAGGUUACCCGCAGGCAGAAGGCCUUCUUGGAGAGUGUAUGCUCAAAUACAGCCGAGACAUGGGAGAGGACACCAACUUUGGUGGCGCUUUAGGUGAGAUGGGAGAGGCCAUGAAGAGACUGGCAGAAGUGAAAGACUCUCUAGACAUUGACGUCAAACAGAACUUCAUUGACCCUUUCCAAACUAUAAUCGACAAGGACCUGAAAGACAUACAGCAUCAUCUGAAGAAACUGGAGGGCCGUCGACUGGAUUACGACUACAAGAAGAAGCGUCAGGGGAAGAUUCCGGAUGAGGAGCUCAAGAUAGCAGCAGUGAAGUUUGAGGAGUCCAAAGAAGUAGCUGAAACCAGCAUGCAGAACCUUCUGGAUACUGACGUGGAGCAGGUGAGUCAGCUCGCAGCUUUGGUCGAAUCUCAGCUGCAGUUUCACAGACAGUCAAUGGAAAUCCUGGAGGAGCUGGCACAGAGAAUGAGAGAAAGAGUAAACAAGGCCCAAUCUCAGCCGCGCCAGAAACGGAUGCCUGUGUCCAGACCUAGUUUUGAUUGCUCAGAGCCGGAAGACUCUAACGGAGGCUGGAGUCCGUCAGCUGCGCCAGCCUCGUAUCCAUCCGCAGCGGCCCCCUCCUUUAACAGGACAUCUUCACGGCAAAAGCGCAAUUCGACAGAUCAGCCCUGCUGCAAGGCUCUGUAUGACUUUGAACCGGAGAAUGACGGAGAGCUUGGCUUCUGCGAGGGCGACAUCAUCAAGCUGACCAAUCAGAUAGACGAGAACUGGUUCGAGGGAACCGUGCAUGGCCAGACCGGAUUGUUCCCCUGUAACUACGUAGAGGUGAUGGUGCCGCUGCGGCACUGAUCCCACACAAAACAGGAAGUGCAAUGGCAGGAAAAGGGAAGCCUUAUAAAUCCACUUCUGCACUGUACCUGUGUUUCUGAGAAGUAUAGUGGGACUCACACAAUUAAAAAGCUCAUCUUACAGAUAUUAGAGCUCAGUGUGGAUGUUGAGCUCUUGAAAAGGGAAAUUAAGUGUGUGAACCACUGUUGUGAUUCUGUUUUUUAAGUCCAGGUUGUUUGUCUUCUGGAUUAUUAUGCCUUUAAUCGGUUUCACUUCCUCAAAGAAGGAAAUCAGAAGUUCCUCUAUCACUGAUUCUGGUUCAGCUUCUGUUUCUCAGGGAAAGGUACAUCUGCUGUAGUCCUACUGUACAGAGAAUCUCAUUGGGACUCAUUCAUAAUAUCUAAUAUAAUUCUAUGUUCAGAACAAAAGAUUGUGCUGACAAUUGAAAUUUGUUUCAUAAACUGUACCAAACAAAUGUUUACAUGCUUCUUAUACCUUUGUAUUUGUGAAUUUUACUAGUCUUUUCAAUGCAUCUUGAAAAGGAAAUCUUGAAAACUGGGAUCAGGCUGUAAUUUGUCCAGAGUUACUGUAGUAGAAGUAGAAAAUCAGAGCUGUCAGAAAGCGUAAUGCCCAAUGUUGUGCAUCAGAAUUGUCACUAAUAGGUCAAUAAGGAUAUACCACAGCAAUUCAGAAAGAAUGAGAUUUCAGCAGCUAGAGAUCCUGCCAUCUCCUCUUUUGAUGUACAUUUUUUCUCUUUUACUUGCGUGAUUACAUUUGCAUUAGUGAGCAGGUCAGAUUUCAUGUAAUUCAGUUGUUUAAUCCCAAAAGGAACCUGUGUGACCAGCUUUUUGAAAAGUAGAGUAUAAAUGCUUGUCAUUGUGUUUCGGGUGAGGGAUGUUGGUUCAAGGCUUCAGGUUCAGGUCUUGCUCUGGUAACCCUAUUUUACCUUGCGCUGUUUCCUCUAAGCUGCUUCCUACUGUAUUACUGUACUCUCAGCAUCCUGCCUGCCUUCUGGUGUUCCUUACACUACACUUAACAAUAAUAAUAUUUUAUUAUGGGUAGAAUGUAUUAUAUGAAAUGGAAAACCUUGUCUGUGCCUCUUAUUGGCAAUUAUCAUAACAAUCAGAAAGUGUUUCAGAAAGAAUGCUUCCUUGAAUCAGUAUUUCCUGCCUAAUCCAUUUGUGAUUUAUGUUUUAUUAUAAAAAUGUGCAGGGUUAAGAGAACAUUGUAUAUUUUAAAUAAAGGUGAAAACUAA